Molecule: messenger RNA, 1452 nt
Organism: Larimichthys crocea (large yellow croaker)
Lineage: Eukaryota; Metazoa; Chordata; Actinopteri; Sciaenidae
Product: lipopolysaccharide-induced tumor necrosis factor-alpha factor
Exons: 5
Coding region: 64-678 (204 amino acids)
Cellular component (GO): nucleus; cytoplasmic side of lysosomal membrane; cytoplasmic side of late endosome membrane
Molecular function (GO): zinc ion binding
Source: RefSeq, a predicted model, not a curated record
CUGAUAUUAUAUGAUAUCAGGCUAAAAACUAUUUAACAAUUCCGUAUCUUUUUAGCAUCUACCAUGAGUUCUUCAGACAGUGAGCUAAAGAGGAUCACUACAGAGUUGAAUAAUCUUUCACUCAAGAGGCAACAACUUCUGGAAAGGAAAAAAAUCCAGUGCAUAAUUCAGGAGUUGAGGGGUCGUAUUGAAUUUGGACAACCAGAGGAGGCCCCAACUCAGGAUGAGAUUGACAGCAAUGAUGAAAAACUGAAAGAACUAAAUGAGAGGAUUUCUGAACUACAAAAAUCCCACAAAAACCUCCUCAGUGGCAACGAUUGUAAGAAGGAAGAGGUUAGUUCCGCCCCUGAUCAGAAUACUGUCACAGGUGAACUUCCUGGCUCAAAUGUUUUCUUUGUUGAGGCCCCGCCAACUAUCCCUGCCCCUACAGUGAUUCUGGACUUGGAAAAACUUCCAACAAGUCCAUGUAGGACACAGUGUCCAGAGUGUCGGCAGUUUGUUGUGACAGAGACAAAAACCUCUGUCAACAGUAUGACCUGGCUAGUGUGUUUCAUGUCAGUCGUGAUGGGCUGUGUGGCUGGUUGUUGCCUAAUUCCCUUCUGCCUCGAUACGUUCAAAUCUACCAUACACAGAUGUCCUAAGUGUCGGUCAUCAAUCAGCACUGUUAAAAAGCUCUGAGAGAAAAGCAGCAGGUGAGAACUCGGUGAGAGCUCAGACUGAAAGAGCAUCACACAUCGACCCAAUGGUGAAGCAGCAUGGCUUGUUUGAAGAGUUUUGUUAGCAUUCACUGUCAUGAUACUCUCCAUUGUGCAGGAUGUUGAAUGAAUAUAGGAUGAGGGACAAUGUUUGUCAACUCAAACAUUCAGACGAUAUCACUUUAAUGGAGUACACUUCAGGAGAACCAUGUGGUGUUGACUAAUAGUCAGCCUGAGUGUAAAUGUACAUUAUUUUAUAUUUGUAGGAUGUAAGGUGUGAUCUUAAGGUCUUAAGUCACAGCAGUCUUAAAACUAGUGGAGACAGUGCUACUUGUAAGUGACACAUUAACAAUAUUCAGCAUUGUAGAUGGCCAGAGAUCUUAAGUAAACAUUUACAUUAUUCUCCAAGGUAUGCACUACAAUAUGUCUUGGUGUUGAGUUAUACAAGUAUCUACAUAUGAUGAGAAAAAAUACUAAUCUCAUAAGUCUUUUUCCAUAACAGUUACAUCAACAUUCAUAUGAGUUUGUCAGCACUGCUCCAGAUAACCUGACAGUGCAUCCCUAAUACUUCAACAAUACGAUCAUUAUGCUCAAACACACACUGCCCAGAAACUGUUCUGCUGUGCUGGAUCGUGUUAUCUAUAAUAUUUUUUUUGACACUGUAUUUUAUUUUCUUCAUAUCAGAAGUCAUCUUUGGCAAUUAGCUAAAAGGGAAAACCAGUCAAACCACAUACUUUACUUGCUUGUGAUUAGAUUU